UUUUUGUUGUAGUUGUACAUUUUUCGCCAAAAAUAAUAAUAAAAGUGAAAAAUUUUUUUUUUGUUAAUAUACGUUUAUUUUUGUUGUACAAAGGAGAAAAUGUUAUUAAACUGAUUGGCCGCCCCCAGCAUUUUCGUGACCCCCCGCUCCACAAUAAGAACAACAAUAAUAAAAAACGGCCGCCAGCAACAACAAGGUGUUGUAAAUAUUCAGUGCGCUGCGCCUUUCGCCUACUUUAACCGCCAAUUGCUCCUGCUCCUGCCCACUAACCACAAGCAAAAAAACAAAAAGCCGAAAAAGAAAGAAAAGCGAUAACUCAACCGCCAGAGGAAAUGAUAAAGUCCACUGCGAAUCCACAGGAACAGCGUCUGCCACGCCCCGAGGAUCAGCCGCCUGCGCCCCCCUCCUCCUCCACCGCCGCCGCCCCCGCCACGCCCACGCACCAAGUGGCCACCGUGAUAGCCAACAUGGACACCCUGAAGACCGCCUUUCUGCCCAAUCUCAGCAUGGACCCCAGUGUGCACGUGACGGCGCACUACUGCCCCAUGUGCCACCAGCAGUUCGAGCGAGCCCAGCACGCCGCGGAACACAUGCAAGUGUGCCACGGGAUCACGCUGAACGCCCAGGGAGCCAUUGCCAAUCUGGAGGGCCAAACGCAUCCGGCGCAACAGCACCUGAAACCCACUCACGCCUGCUUUAAUUGUGAUGAAAAGUUCGGCAACGCCGUCGACCUGGAUGAACACCAUCGGCUGGCCCACCAGACCGCCUUUCUGGCCCGCUGCCUCAUGUGCAACAUCUACGGCAUCCACUCGGCCACGCAGCAGCCCAACGAGUACAAGUGUACGCACUGCGGAUCGAUUUGCACCACCGCCAUGCUGGCCGCUGGACAGCCGGGAUUUAUGGAGCAGCAGGAGGCGCCGGUGACGCCCGAUGACCAGCUGCCGGCGAUGGCGCCGCGUGAUAUGAGACUGACGCCCGAGGAGCAGCACCACCAGCAGCAACUGCAGGCGGAGCACCAUCACCAACAGCAACAACAGCAGCAGCAGCAGGAAUUAUUGGAACAGCAGCAAAGGGAGAUGCAGGAGCAGGCGCAACAACAGCAGCAGGUGCAUCACCACCAACAGGAUCAGGAUCUCGCCGGUGACCAGGUGGCGCUUAAGGUGCCGCCACUCACCGUCAAGCUGAACAAGAAUGCGAAUGGCGCAGCGAUUGUGGCCCAUCCGCAGGUCAUCAUCAAGGAGGAGCCACUCAGUUUGAGCGAUAGUGGCGAUGUGGUUAACGCUGUGCCCGUCUAUGCCAUACAAGCGAAUCCCGGCGUUCCCGCCCCGGCCACUUCCGGAGUUCUGGUCGGCACGCAAACAGUGCCCGCGGAUUUGGCGCACAAGAUACGGCACAAAUGCCCGGACUGCCCGAAGACCUUCAAGACACCCGGCACGCUGGCCAUGCACCGCAAGAUCCACACUGGCGAAGCAGACGCCACGCCCAAAGAACGCCCCUACACGUGCUCCUACUGCGGCAAGUCCUUCACUCAAUCGAAUACACUAAAACAGCACACUCGCAUACAUACAGGAGAGAAGCCGUUUCACUGCGGAUACUGCGAGAAGUCCUUCAGCGUGAAGGACUAUCUAACCAAGCACAUACGGACGCACACCGGCGAGAAGCCGUACACCUGUCCGUACUGUGACAAGCGCUUCACGCAGCGCAGCGCCCUCACGGUGCACACGACCAAGCUGCAUCCGCUCUAGGGACGGCCGGGCGGUGGCCGCCAGAUACUCGUUGCUGCCCCAGCCGCUCCUGCAACUCCACCACCACCUCAUCCCUCAAAUCCCGAUCCGGGUCAUCCUGGUGCGCCGC
Molecule: messenger RNA, 1854 nt
Organism: Drosophila ficusphila
Lineage: Eukaryota; Metazoa; Arthropoda; Insecta; Diptera; Drosophilidae
Gene: Cf2
Product: chorion transcription factor Cf2
Biological process (GO): regulation of DNA-templated transcription
Molecular function (GO): DNA-binding transcription factor activity, RNA polymerase II-specific; RNA polymerase II cis-regulatory region sequence-specific DNA binding
Source: RefSeq, a predicted model, not a curated record